Effrenium voratum is the source of this 2537-nucleotide messenger RNA. NCBI's taxonomy places the organism in Eukaryota, Dinophyceae, Suessiales, Symbiodiniaceae. The record is from the annotation of a GenBank genome assembly.
CAGAGUCUUCAGCCGCAAUGGGACUGACAUCCGAUUCGCUGACGUCUCCCAGCGACGGCCGCGGAUUGGAGCCCGAUCGCUUGGAGGAGGUGCCCAACUCCUUCAGGGACCUCUUGGCACAGAUUCAGACAUUGCAGGCCAGGCUAUGGCUGGCGCACGAAGCGGAGCUCUAUGGAUGUGACGGUCGAGACGCUAGAGGCUUCAGCAAGUCCUCCAUUCUCUCGCAGUCGGUUGCACACGGCAACACUCCCAAGUCGGAGAAGAAGACGUCCCUGGUGCUGAAUGUGCGCAAGGCCAAGUCGGACCAGGUCAUGAGCUCUGGCAUCCUCGGCUCUUUUGGGAGCGCCGGAGAGAGAGACGCAGAGGCGUCUCCGUGCGAGCCGGGCGACCGAGGCAAAUCCAAAAGCAGUUUGGCGUCGCGGGCCUACAAGGCGAUAUCCCCGCCCAGUCAGGUGAUGAGUCCUGGCUCCCACAGCGGGGAGGAGGAAGAAGAGCGAGAGGUCGGCCAGCAGCCGAGUCGCAAUAAACUGACCAACAAGCUGGCCAAGCAGGCUCGCAGGGUGAUCAGCGACAUUGAGGACAUCAUGAAGAAGACCACAGAGGAGCCACAUCUGGAAAUGCGCAAGGAGUGGAGACUCUGCAACGAGGAUCUGCUGAGCCUGAAGAAGUCUCCGAUCUCCGCCACCAGCAAAGGUAUGGAAAGCCAUCGGCUUAUCCUGCAGUGUCAUUCCCAGGAGCCUUUGCCGCCGUGCAUCUUCAGCCCGACCUCAGUGGGGCUGCAGCUUUGGAACGCCAUUGCACUAGUUGUCAUCAUGUUUGACGCGAUUUGCGCGCCGCUUCAGGUCUUCGCCACGCAGGCGGAAGACGCCAUGAACUUGCUCCAGUUUGGCGCCAUGUUCUUCUGGAUCCUUGACGUGCUGGUGAGACUCCGCACAGCCGUGCAGGCAGAUGAUCAGUUGCUUACUCGACAAGUGGACAUCAUGAAGCGAUACGCGGCAUCCUGGCUUUGCUUCGACGUCUUAGUGCUGGUUCCGGACAUCUACAACUUUAUUCAAAUGGUCAAUGACGAUCAGUUCCUCACGGGUACUCUGCGGGCAGCCAAGGUGAUUCGAAUUGUGCAAUGUCUUCGGGUGAUGAGGCUGGUCAAGGCCUGGCUGAUGGUUCCGAAGCUUCCCUUCCGCCGCUUCGAGCUGAGCCCUGCAGCACGGCUGGUGGCCUCCGUCUCACGAGUCUUGGUGCUGUGCCUGGUGGCCAUCCACUGGCUCGCCUGCGUCUGGUUCGCCGUGGGCGUGGCCCAGGACGGCUGGGCAGCUGCAGACCUCCGGAAGGCUCCCUUCUGGCAGCAGUACACUCGAUCUGUGCAGUGGGCGAUGUCUCGCCUACCACCGUCUGCCAUGAGCUCGAACAUGGAGUUGAAUACCGAAGAGGAGCGUUGGCUGUCUUUGGUGGCGACCGGAAUUCUGAGCGCCUCCGGCCCGGUCUUCAUCAGUUACUUGACCAACGUCAUGGCCGACAUAGGACGACAGAUGAAGCAGCAACAGCAGACUCUCCGCGCCGUGCGCAAGUACUGUGAGCAGCAUAAAGUUGGCAGCUCCUAUGUGCCCAAGAUCAAGAGGUACGUGCGUCGCGAGCACCAACGCCAGCAGUUGGAUGCGGAGAUGAAGAUCUUGCAGACCAUGCCGGAGGGCUUGGUCCGGGAGCUCUUUCACGCGACCCGCAGCAGGUACCUCUGCAGCCAUGCCCUCUUCGACAAGAUUGGCCAGCAGGAUUCCGCAAUGGAGGUGCAACUCUGCAAUCAGGCGAUUAGCGAGUCCACUGUUCUGGCAGGGGACGUUAUCUUCCAGCGGCAUGCUUUGGCCAAGGGCAUGCACAUCAUCGGCGACGGCUGCGGGUUGUACUACAGCCUUCAGUGCAGCCCUGAAUCAUCACCUCGGCUGCAGAGUUUGACAAGCACCUUGCAUAAGUUCCGCAUGUUCAACAUCUUCAGCUCCGAAGGCUACCCUCGAGACUUGCGCAUGCAAGCGGGCGAGGAGGACUUGCACGAGACUGUGGUGAACAAGGGAGAUUUCAUCAGCGAGCAGGCGUUGUGGAUCCAAGCCUGGAAGCAUCAAGGCAGAUUCCAGGCGCUUUCGGACACCAGAAGGUUGCUGCUCCAGACCGACAUCUUGCAUGAUGUCCUGCAAGACUACCCCGGCAUUCUGGCCGAAGCUGUGGUUUACGCGCGCGUGUAUUUGGAGGAGGCGAAUAGGGCAGCCAUCUAUCCAGGCCUUACAGAUCUGCCGAUCAUGCAGGAUGAGGACGAGGAGUCCGCAGAGGUCUCUGUCAUCCCUAGGCUUUUCCGACGCCGCGCAACCGAGACUUAGACACACGACUUCCGGACAGCCGCUGCAUGCUACGUAUAACGCAUGCAACGUGCACGUUCGCAUUCAAUCCAUUCUCCUUUGGUGAUGCGCUAAGCGAUUCGCCUUCUUGAAAUAGCCUUCCGCUUUGCUUGCAAUCGCAGAGAAGCAGAAGAGACGUAGACACAGAGGCACGCA